Saccostrea echinata is the source of this 1717-nucleotide messenger RNA. RefSeq lists its product as uncharacterized. The record is from RefSeq and is a predicted model, not a curated record. The transcript has 3 exons. The coding region runs from base 1 to 1560 and encodes 519 amino acids. Lineage: Eukaryota; Metazoa; Mollusca; Bivalvia; Ostreida; Ostreidae.
AUGCCUGGAAUAUUAUAUACUUGUAUAUUUCUUCUCAUUGUAUCUGCCUAUGGUCAACAAAAUCAGACCGAGUCUCCCCAGGAGUGCGUGGUACGCGAAGGUGCCACAUUCGAAUUUAACAAUGCCUCAUUUGGCGAAGCCCCUCUAAAAACACUCGUCUCUACUUGUUUGGAAGAAACUGAACAAAUUCUAGUGAGUGAAAUUAAUAGUGUUUUUAACCAAGCACAAAAUUUCAGGAGGCGACGAAACAAAAGAUCCUUUGUUCGCAGACGGCAUUGGAAAGACCGAGGUUUUGCAAAAGGAAGAAUGCAACAUAAUUCAAAACGAACCGGGUCAAAGGAGCUUGUUAUGUCAGCAAACUGUCAUCAACAAUUCACGUCCAUUCGGGUCCUUCGAUAUCCUGGUUCUUUUGCUGACCUGGAAAUACAGAAGAAAAGGACCAACCUCUCUGGUCAUGAAUCCACUGGAAGGGAUCUUAGGACAUCUCGACGAAGGAGUCUCCAAAAAAGGUUGAUUAAGGAGAAAAGAAGAAUGAGAGUCGCCGGAUCUGUAAAACGUAAAUCAGGCAGACGACGAGGUAGAACAACGCAAAGACAAACCGCGUCAUUCAGGGCAAGCAAACUCGACAACGGUAGUGAAGCGCAAUCUUCUUUUCGCGUUCUUUCCCGAAAUGUUGACACUCGUAGAGCAAUAACAACAAGACGAAGAAGCAGACGACUGAUGACUGGGAGACGAGUUCGACUUCAGCUCAGAAUUAAAGGAGGAAAAGCAUCUGCAGCCGUAAAUAGCUUCACAAGAAGAAGACGCACAGGGAAACAGAGAAAUUCUCUGCGUGCCUCAAGAAGCAGAGGAAAAAAGAAAUCAUUGGCCAGAAGAGGAGAUAGAAGGCAAAGGAAGUCGAAAAAGAAUACCAGAAAGGGAAAUAUUCAGAUUCGGAGUAACAGGCAAAGCAAUAUAAAGCGUUAUUCGGCUGAAUCCAAAUUACUACGUAAACAUUCUUCAAGUUCAAAGCGUAAGAAAUCAAAAAGAAGACAGCACAUAUCAUUACCAAGGAUUUCAAACCAAAGAUUUGAAACCGCUACUACUGGUGUCGUCACGGAAAAGGAGUUACAGGUCUCAAACAAUAUUAAUACAUUUUAUCAGAACAAUGUCAACAAAGGCAGCACGCGAUCUAAAAAUCGAAAACGGCGCCGAAAACAAGUGCUCAGACGACGAAGAAAUAGGAUACGCCAUGCUGAAAUACCAACAAAUGAAAAUCGAAAAAAUCUAGAUCUCGUAAAAUUAGGCGAUAAAUUUGUUGAAAGAAAUAACAUUUUUCAUCUAUAUCUACCGGCAAGCCGGGAAUCCAUCAAAAGAUUUCCUUAUCAGAAAAACAGGGAUAACUUCAAUGGCGUUCAUGAUGAUGUUAAGGGAUAUGCUGAGCUAAUCAAGCAAACUGGAGCGGAGAUCACAAUUGCUAAAGAAAGUAAAAGAAGUGGACCAUUUGCGGAAGCCAGUGGACAUAUUCUUGGAAUUCUGGGAUUGUCACUCUGGAUGACGUCACGAUCAACUUCCUCUUAAAACACUCUCACAGAAGAAUAAUGUUAAUAUUUAGAUUUUAUUUUUCUCUGAAUUUCAGGGGAACACAUUUUAUUUCUGGGGUAUCACUAUAAUUCUGAUUAUGAUAUGUACAUGUGUAGUUAUACUUACUUCUAUAUAAAAUUCCACUUGCAAGAAA